AUGUCCUUCAGCAAUACCCCCCUCGUGCUCCGAUCACCCCUCUCCAAGACCUCAAGCUCGACACUUAGUAUCACCGAGGCGGAUGUUCCACUCGAUGCCUCUGACGACGCGCGGGGGAUCGUAAGACUGGCGCAAUGCCCCCAAUGCUCUUAUCCGUUCCGAGAUCCAGUCACCCUACCUUGUGGGAAUUCCCUUUGCAAGAAAUGCAUCCCAGAGCUACAUCCACGGCGGAAUAUUUCUUAUCCAGGCACGCCCAAUCGAUUACAAGGGUUUACAUGUCCAUUUACAACAUGUGGUGCGGACCAUGCGAUAGGGGAUUGCAGUGUGGAUGUGGUACUGAAUAAGAUUAUGGAUGUGGUCAGGAGGGAGGUGGAAGUAUACAGAAACAGCGCAGAUGCGUCUGAAGUUUUGUUAAGACUUGAAGAGAGAGAUAAAUGGUCAAUAGCGGGUAUGCCUUCUCUGCGGGACGAAGCAAAACGGGACCGAGUGCUACCAGGUGGACGGCUAGUCUCAACAUACGCGAUGGCGGAAAUGGGCGAAUUGGCCCAUGAUUCGGAGGUCAUCUAUACCUCUGCGUCACCUAUGGCAGAUCAGUCUGAUAUUUUGAAUACGGUGGUGCUUCAGCAACUCAAGGAAGCCACAAGGUCGGAGCUGGACUGUCAGGUCUGUUACAGUUUAUUUCUGGAUCCAUAUACUACGACAUGUGGCCAUACGUUCUGUCGAAAUUGUCUUCAGGAAGUUCUCAACCAUUCGAAUCUCUGCCCGGUAUGUCGGCGAGUUUACGCAAUUCCUCCAGGGGUCAACGCGAGAAGUUCUCCAUCAAAUGUCGUCCUUACCAAUCUCCUGGCUGGUCUCUGUCCUGAUGCAUUAAAUCUGCGAAUGGAAGCAGCGACAUUGGAAAAGAGUUCAAAAGCGGAUCUGGAUUUGUCUCUCUUCGUGUGUACACUGUCUUUUCCAACGGUACCAACCUUCCUCCACAUUUUCGAACCGAGAUAUCGUCUUAUGAUCAGACGUACCUUGGAGAGCGGAGACCGGAAAUUUGGGAUGCUGCUACACAACCCUUCACGGGAACCUCAAGGUAAUUUAGGACGGGUGCACUUCUACGAAUACGGAACAUUGCUGCAUAUAGUAAAUAUGCACCUCACGCCCGACGGCCGGAGCCUCAUCGAGACGGUUGGUGUAUCAAGAUUCCGGGUCGUCAAGCACGGGACCAAAGAUGACUACACAAUUGGUAAAGUAGAAAGAAUAGACGACAUCAGUAUUGCUGCCGAGGAAGAACUGGAGGCUCGAGAAACAUUGACUCCGUCCAUUGCGCGCAACUUCUCGGCCCAAGACGACUUUGGGGCUCCGCCGCACCACACUCAAGCUCGAGAUCUUAAACAGCCUAUCCAGCUAUAUGAAUUCAACACCAUGUCGACCCAAGAGCUGUUCGAAAUAGGAGUCGACUUCGUGACGAGGAUGCGGGAACAAUCUGCACCCUGGCUCCACACUCGUGUAUUUCAGGUGUACGGCCAGUGUCCGAACGACCCUGCACUCUUCCCUUGGUGGUUCGCGAGCGUCCUUCCCACCGCCGAUGCAGAGAAGUAUAAGUUGCUCUCCACGAGCAACGUCCGGGAACGGCUAAAGAUGUGCGCGGAAUGGAUUGCAAAGAUCGAGGCACAGAGAGAGUAA
Molecule: messenger RNA, 1671 nt
Organism: Hyaloscypha bicolor E
Lineage: Eukaryota; Fungi; Ascomycota; Leotiomycetes; Helotiales; Hyaloscyphaceae
Exons: 1
Coding region: 1-1671 (556 amino acids)
Source: RefSeq, a predicted model, not a curated record